Molecule: messenger RNA, 2961 nt
Organism: Pteropus alecto (black flying fox)
Lineage: Eukaryota; Metazoa; Chordata; Mammalia; Chiroptera; Pteropodidae
Gene: SS18
Product: SS18, nBAF chromatin remodeling complex subunit
Exons: 10
Coding region: 92-1255 (387 amino acids)
Biological process (GO): positive regulation of transcription by RNA polymerase II
Cellular component (GO): nucleus
Molecular function (GO): transcription coactivator activity
Source: RefSeq, a predicted model, not a curated record
GGUGGUUCAGCCCGAGAGGCCGGCGUCUUUCCCCCAGUUUGCUGUUCACCCGGAGCGCUCCGGACUUGCUGAUAGUGGUGACGGCGGCAACAUGUCUGUGGCGUUCGCGGCCCCGAGGCAGCGAGGCAAGGGGGAGAUCACUCCCGCCGCGAUUCAGAAGAUGUUGGAUGAAAAUAACCAUCUUAUUCAGUGUAUAAUGGACUAUCAGAAUAAAGGAAAAACCACAGAGUGUUCUCAGUAUCAGCAGAUGUUGCAUACAAACUUGGUCUAUCUUGCUACAAUAGCAGACUCUAAUCAAAAUAUGCAGUCUCUUUUACCAGCACCACCCACACAGAAUAUGCCUAUGGGUCCUGGAGGGAUGAAUCAGAGCGGCCCUCCCCCACCUCCACGCUCUCACAGCAUGCCUUCAGAUGGAAUGGUAGGUGGGGGUCCUCCUGCACCACACAUGCAGAACCAGAUGAACGGCCAGAUGCCUGGGCCUAACCAUAUGCCUAUGCAGGGACCUGGACCCAAUCAACUCAAUAUAACAAACAGUUCCAUGAACAUGCCUUCAAGUAGCCAUGGAUCCAUGGGCGGUUACAACCAUUCCGUGCCAUCAUCACAGAGCAUGCCAGUCCAGAAUCAGAUGACAAUGAGUCAAGGGCAACCAAUGGGAAACUAUGGCCCCAGACCAAAUAUGAAUAUGCAACCAAACCAAGGUCCAAUGAUGCAUCAGCAGCCUCCUUCUCAACAAUACAAUAUGCCACAAGGAGGUGGGCAGCAUUACCAAGGCCAGCAGCCACCUAUGGGAAUGAUGGGUCAAGUUAACCAAGGCAAUCAUAUGAUGGGUCAGAGACAGAUUCCUCCCUAUAGACCACCUCAACAGGGCCCACCACAGCAGUACUCAGGCCAGGAAGACUAUUAUGGGGACCAAUACAGUCAUGGUGGACAAGGUCCUCCAGAAGGCAUGAACCAGCAGUAUUACCCUGAUGGAAAUUCACAGUAUGGCCAACAGCAAGAUGCUUACCAAGGACCACCUCCUCAACAGGGAUAUCCACCCCAGCAGCAGCAGUACCCAGGGCAGCAAGGCUAUCCCGGACAGCAGCAGGGCUACGGUCCUUCACAAGGUGGUCCAGGUCCUCAGUAUUCUAACUACCCACAGGGACAAGGUCAGCAGUAUGGGGGGUAUAGACCCACACAGCCUGGACCACCACAGCCACCACAGCAGAGGCCUUAUGGAUAUGACCAGGGACAGUAUGGAAAUUACCAGCAGUGAAAAAGUACUUACAUUCCAAUAGCCAGUAUCUAUUAGCAGCCAUAUUGUCACCUCAGCACUGUGGACACCUCCUUGUGAAGAGAUCCUUCCAUUCCAUCUAGUUUUUGGAAAAACCUUGUGGAUAAGUGGCUGUUUCAUCCAUAAGCAGCCUUUGUGGCUUAGUUGUAACAGGCUUAGUAGCUCAAAAAUACUCUUAAUUUCACAUUUCUACUCUAGAUGGCAACAUUGGACAGAAAAUACGACAUAACCGAUUUGCAAUGAUUUCGGAACUAUUUCAAAUGGACUGUUACAGACUGAAAGGUGUGAACAGCUUUGUAUGUUUAUGAAGGUUAAGGGAAUUUAAUACUUUUCCACAGAUUCUUUUGUAAGGGGAAGAGGGAAAUGUACACUUUUUACAGCAGCAAUAUUUUGUAUAUUAUGUUUAUUUCAUGUGGUAAAUAUGCAAGGCGGUACACUACGCAUUGGACAGAAUCAUAAUUCCUCUCUUAAUGUGGAUUGUAGCAUGGUGGAUGCUUGAUUGUGUUGGUUUCAGUAUGGUGUACUAUAAAGAUAAAGGUGAGGGAGAAGACCAUAUGUCCACUGUUAAUGUUCUUAAGAGAAAAUUAAGAUCCCUUUUAUCUGUCAGAUAAUCAAGGGCACUGUGAUACAGUUUUGAGUAAAUUGUCAUUUUUUUAAAGCUUUCCAGUUUUGUGGAUUAUAACCUUUUUAUAAAGAUCAUUUAUAAUACAAUUUUAAAAUGUGAGGCAAUAAGAAUUACUUCAUGUUGGAUUUGAAGAAUCUUGGUAACAGUUUCAUGUAAAUGAAAUGGUAAUGCUCUCCUAAAAUAGCAAUAAACUGAAAAUGGAAGUGUUAAUUUUACCUUGUUUGAGUAAUCAGGGAACUUGGUAAGUGAUAUCAGAGCAUUUUAUAAAUGAUAUCAAAGAAGUCAACAUUGAUCCAGUAGUUUUACUUUUUAACAAUAGAAGGUUAAUUGGUUUAUAUAAUAGAAUAGUUCAGGAGACUUAGAAACCUUUAUUUCAACUUUCUUAACUGGAAAUAACAUUUAUAAAGGGACACUUAAGUUUUUCCCUUUUUUUAUGUUGUUAAAUGUAACACAGAUGUUUAGGAAAAUGCUUAUUGACAAAGUUUAUUAUGAUUUGUAUUAAAAGCAUAGAGAUAACAGUCUAAAUCACUUUGUUUAUUAGCAUAUUUAAUCAUAUUUGAGACUGUCCUGUGCCUGAUUAUUUUAGCUUAAUUCAGGGAUAUUGCAUUGGACAGAAAAUCAUGCAUUGAGAAGUUUAUAACCACAAUUAUUUAAGCAUAAUCUGAAAACAUCUAGCCCAAAGGUAAGUUGCUUUUUUCAUCACAGUUGCCUAUUUAUAAUUGAAUUGGUUUUUCCCAUUUCUAACUGGAAACAAAGCAGAAGGGGUGCCAUUAAUUUGAAUAAGCAAAACAUAACUGUUCUUAACAUCCUGUAAUCAAAAGGAGGAAUUUCAGUGUGUCUCUGUGUAUGUAUGAGAGUAUGUGUGUUUUAAGGUCAGAAUAGGUUUUUUUCCCUACUUGUUCAGUAGAAAAUGGACAUCAAGUUUGAACAGAUAAAGCAUGAACAGCCUUAUUGAGAUUGAAAUGCUUAUAGGUUCUGUGCCAAUUUUCCACCACUUGUGUACUUUGUUGCUAUUUAAAACUGUAUCAACUCUAACAGAAGAAUAAAUUAUUUGUGAUUUAAA